GCAUAUAUGUCUUGGUCAGUUAUCUAACUCCUCAUUUUCUCUUCCUUCUUGUAGCUGAAGCCUUUGUUUUUCCCAACUAUCAUCAACGUCGCUGCACCCUUCGACUUUAAUACUUUGUAAGUUUUAGUUUUGUUUCCUAUUUUUUAUAGAUCAUCAAAACGAUGUCUGUCCUAAAACAGUUUGAACACCUAAAAAUACAAUUAGAAGCUAUAGAAUCAGCAACAAACAACUUUUCUAAAGAGAGCUGCAUCGGGAAAGGAGGCUUUGGGAAAGUCUACAAGGGAGAACUCCUCCAUUCGAUGGGGCAUACCACGGUUGCCAUAAAACGUUUAGAUCGUUCAUUUGGGCAAGGAGACUCUGAGUUUUGGAAGGAGGUGAUUAUGCUUUCAGUUUACAGGCAUGAAAAUAUUGUCUCCCUCUUGGGGUUUUGUGAUGAGAAAGGCGAGAAGAUCCUUGUGUAUGAGUAUUCAUCCAGAAGAAGUCUCGACUUACAUCUGAACAACAAGGAUCUAACGUGGGUUCGACGCCUUACGAUUUGUAUUGGUGCGGCUCGUGGAAUAGCAUACCUUCACAAUCCAGCAGGUACUCAACAAAGAUUAUUGCACAGAGAUAUUAAAAGUUCCAACAUUCUCUUAGAUGACAACUGGAAUGCUAGGAUAUCCGAUCUUGGUCUAUCCAAAUUUGGUCCAGCUAACCAGAACUACACAUUCCUUGUCACUAAUAAUAGAGUAGGCACUAUUGGGUAUUGUGAUCCGCUAUAUUUAGAAUCUGGGAUACUAACAAAGGAGUCGGACGUUUACUCAUUUGGUGUAGUCCUGUUUGAAGUUUUGUGUGGGAGAUUGUGUUUUGAGAGCUAUGAUAAGCCUCAAUCUUUUACUCAACUGGUACGAAAGCAUUACAGACAAAAGAACCUAAAUGAAAUUAUUUGGGGUGAUAUAAAGGAGGAAAUACAUCCUACUUCUUUGGAGGUUUUUUCAGCGAUUGCUUAUCAAUGUUUAAAGAAUGACAGUGAAAAACGUCCAUUGAUGGAGGACGUCGUGACCAAACUUGAAAUUGCCCUUGAAUAUCAAGUUAACGAUACCGAUAUCUCACCUGUACCUCAAUUCCAGAGUUAUAAGCUUCCUGGAGACAACGAUGUAAAUAACUACCCCUACGUAAGUGACUACCACUGGUAGCCGGAACAGAUUGGUGUUCAAGUACUCCCUAUGCUGGUAUUUCCUCCCAACGCCAAGGAAUGUGUAGUUUUGGUUUGCAGGAUAAUAGUUUGAUGCUGGAAUAAGAGUAACAUGGAUCUUAUGCAGGGAUCAGUAAUGGCAUGCAUGCUUACAGAGUUUUGAUUUAACACUUUUAUUAUUAUUAGAUAUUCAUAUGUGUUUGUGUUUUUUUAUCUUUGUGCUGGCCGGUUCUUUUAUGAAAGCACUCUCCCAAUCUUAUUA
Lactuca sativa (garden lettuce) is the source of this 1436-nucleotide messenger RNA. RefSeq names its product putative receptor-like protein kinase At5g39000. NCBI's taxonomy places the organism in Eukaryota, Viridiplantae, Streptophyta, Magnoliopsida, Asterales, Asteraceae. Gene Ontology annotation, molecular function: ATP binding; transmembrane receptor protein tyrosine kinase activity. Gene Ontology annotation, biological process: protein autophosphorylation. The record is from RefSeq and is a predicted model, not a curated record. Gene Ontology annotation, cellular component: plasma membrane; plasmodesma.